AUGGCGACGUCCCUGAAAUCCCUGGCCGAGAUCCCCGUUCUCUCGCGCCUGUAUCGCCAGGGAAUUUUGCACCCCUCCACGUCAACGAAGCAGCCCGUCCAACGUCUCAACGAUUCCGUGGCCUCUCUCCAGUACGACAUCACCAAGCUCAAGGUUGACUGCAUCGUUAAUGCCGCGAAUCGCUCAUUGCUGGGUGGUGGCGGCGUAGAUGGCGCUAUUCACCGGGCGGCCGGCCCCCAGCUGCUAGAAGCAUGCAGGUAUCUGGACGGCUGCGAUCCCGGCGAUGCCAAAAUUACCCCCGCUUACGAGCUACCCUCUGAGCGGGUCAUCCACACCGUUGGCCCGAUCUACCGCCUCGAGAACAAUCGAGACCCUAGACGCCCGGAAAUCCUCCUUCGUUCGUGCUACCGGCGCAGCUUGGAAUUGGCCGUUCGCAAAGGCAUCAAGAGCAUCGCGUUCUCGUGCAUUAGCACCGGAGUCUACGGGUACCCGAAUGAGGCAGCCGCGUUCAUUGCCGCGGACGAAGUUCGGAAUUUCCUUGAAGAGCCCGAGAGUGCUGGGAAGCUGGAUCGUGUCAUCUUCUGUCUCUUCCAACCAGAGGAUGUGGCCGCUUACGAGAAAGUGCUUCCGUAUGUCUCCCUGUCUCAUACUAAGCCCUAA
Penicillium chermesinum is the source of this 660-nucleotide messenger RNA. Its product is annotated as macro domain-containing protein. The coding region runs from base 1 to 660 and encodes 219 amino acids. NCBI's taxonomy places the organism in Eukaryota, Fungi, Ascomycota, Eurotiomycetes, Eurotiales, Aspergillaceae. The transcript has a single exon. The record is from RefSeq and is a predicted model, not a curated record.